This is a messenger RNA of Calliphora vicina (urban bluebottle blowfly), 1155 nucleotides long. RefSeq names its product arrestin domain-containing protein 3-like. The transcript has 4 exons. The record is from RefSeq and is a predicted model, not a curated record. Gene Ontology annotation, biological process: protein transport. Bases 1 to 1155 code for a protein of 384 amino acids. Gene Ontology annotation, cellular component: cytoplasm. NCBI's taxonomy places the organism in Eukaryota, Metazoa, Arthropoda, Insecta, Diptera, Calliphoridae.
AUGCCUUCAACAUGCGAAUUUCAAUUAAACAAUCCCAAUGCGGUUUACAAUAGUGGAGACACAGUAAGUGGUGCGAUUGUUUUGAACACAAGCGCGCCCAAAGAUAUAAGAAAUAUACGCAUAAUUUUGCGAGGCGAGGGAAAAGUAAGUUGGACUGAAACUAAGAGGUACACACAAUCAGGAGGUACUUACACCAAUCCCACGAUUCAGUUUAAAGCCAAUCAGUUGUAUAUCUACAAUUCCAUAACCGUACGUGGUGUGGGAACUAUGCCAGCAGGAACUUAUACAUAUCCGUUUCAAAUACUUCUACCGGUGCGUUGUCCCACCUCUUGUGAAGCUCGUCACGGUCACAUACGCUACGAACUGAUGUUGAAAAUUAAUAGACUGUUUCAUUUCGAUAAUGAGUUUAGUAAAUCGUUGACUGUACUUAAAUUACUGGAUUUAAAUAUAAAUCCAGCUUUUAGGAUUCCCAUUGAAAGUGAGGAAUUUUUUAGUUCUAGCUUUUGGUGUUUUUCAAAUGGUACAGUUAAUACUACGCUUUCAAUUCCAUUCGGUGGCUAUGCCAUUGGCCAGAGUGUUAGAUACGCAAUUCAUAUACGAAAUCAAUCGAUGGACCAUAUUGAAGGCUACACCAUCGAAUUUAAUCGGAAAAUAAUAUUUACUGCCCGCACACCCCACUACAAGACACGCGAAGAUAAAACCACUUUAUAUAAGAAAUCAUAUGGUAACCGCUGUUUACGUUACACCACGCGUAUUUUUGGUGGCAAUUUUGUAAUAGUCUCCACACCUCCCACCACCGAAGGUGAGUGUAUUAUAAGUGUACGUUACUCAUUAAAGGUGAUCUUAAAUAUGGUGGGUAUGACUACGAACAAUAUUAUAAGUGUACCAAUAGUUAUUGGGACCGUGCCACUGAGAGAGAGUAUGGAACCGGCAGCAACUUCGGAAAAUUAUCGCCUUAUUACAGUCGCACCUACAGCUCCCGAACUACUGAGAGAGAGCAUGGUAACGUCAGUUCCCUUAGAAAAUGAUCGCCUUAAUACAGUGGCACCUACAGCUCCCGAACUACUGAGACGAAGUAUGGUAACGGCAGAAAAUUUCGAAAAUUGGGACCUCUCUUAUUCGAAGAAGCUACGUGCAGUAGCUCUCCCUUUAUAG